Molecule: messenger RNA, 1814 nt
Organism: Mytilus californianus (California mussel)
Lineage: Eukaryota; Metazoa; Mollusca; Bivalvia; Mytilida; Mytilidae
Exons: 2
Coding region: 36-1730 (564 amino acids)
Molecular function (GO): zinc ion binding
Source: RefSeq, a predicted model, not a curated record
UUAACCUUCCUGGUUCUUUCUUGUUCAAUCAUCAAAUGAGAACAAUGGCAUCGUCCAGCAAAGUAUUAUGUGGUGUUUGUGAGUCACAGCACACAACUACAAAUGCUGAAUACUGGUGCCCUGAAUGUGAUGAAGGACUGUGCUCCCAAUGUCUGAAAUAUCACAAUGCAUCGAAAGCCUCACGUAACCAUGAUGUUAUAUCUGUCGACGACUAUAAACAAUUACCUUCAUCAAUAGCAAAUAUAUCACAACAUUGUUCACAACAUGACAGAAAAUUUCAAAUGUAUUGUCCCCAACAUGAAAGUCUCUGUUGUCCACUGUGUAUUCAGUCAAACCAUGCUGCCUGUGUUGGGAUAUUAUCGCUGGAGAAUGUCAUACAAACAGCAAAGACUUCAGUCCUAUUUGAACGUCUUGAUCACAAUCUGAAAGAUAUCAAAAUGAAUGCUGAGAGAGUUGUUAAAGAUCGGAAACAAAAUAUUGCUGAAAUCCAGAAACAAAGGCACAAGAUUCAUGACGAGAUAAAACAGGUCCGUAAUAAUAUAAACGAGCACCUCGACAGCUUAGAACAACGAAUACUACAGGACCUUUAUGCUGCCGAAACGAAAAUUAAAACACAAAUAGAAGACAUACUGGGAAAACUUGUUGUAAAUAUGGAAAAGGUGGGUCUAUUGCAAACUAAUAUGUCAGCUAUCAAAGAAUAUGCGUCAGACCUUCAAGCAUUUCUUGGGAGUAAAAUGAUUGAGACAGAAAUUCAGAAGCAUGAAAUAUUUAUUCAGUCUUUAUUUGACGACGGAAGUUUACAGAAGAUAGUCAUCACCUGUAAAAUUGAGGACGAGAUAACCAAUGUAUUGUCCAAAGUUACUUCACUGGGUUCGAUAUCACUCGAAUCGAGUCCUACAUUAGUGGUUCUGCAGACAGUUAGGGAAAAGCAAGCACAGCUAGGAUAUUUUCAAAAUGCACAACUGACAACAAUUAAUGGUCUUCAGAUAUCAUUGCAAAGAAAACUCAAAUCUACUGGUGCCACAGGAUGUUCCAUUUCUUUAACUGGAGACAUUGCUCUUAUAGACAAUCAAAAAAGUCGUCUUCUGAUUUUAAAGGAAGAUGGAACCUUAAAGAUUGAAAUAUCCCUUACAACUAAGACUCCAGCAGACGGUACAUUUAUUGAUGAAAAGACAGUAGCUGUAUCAUUUCCCAUUUCAAAACAAAUACAAAUCAUAAACAUUACCACUAAAACUGUUGAAUGCACAAUUAAAACAACUGAUUCGUGCUACGGUGUAUGUUACAGAGAUGGCGAGUUGAUAUACUGUAAUGUUGGCAAAGGUAUCCAGAGAGUAAAUGUGUCAGGCAAUUGUACGUCUCUUUUGGUUAAAGAAGACACCAUGUCCUGCUGGAGUUAUGUAGUAACAUAUGGAGACCGGAUUUUCUACACAAAUUACUCCAAACAUACCAUUGCAUGCUUAAAAAUAACUGGAGAGAAGAUUUGGGAAUGCCUAAAUGAAUCAAUAUGUAAGCCGCAAGGAAUAUCUGUAGAUAAAGACUAUAACGUUUACAUUGCUUCGUAUGGUAACAAUAGUUUAUUUGUAUUAUCUGCGGAUGGGAAUCAAUCAAGAAAGCUGGGUGAUCACAGGGACGGAAUUGAUUUACCCUACGGACUCGCGUUUGAUAGGAAGAAAGAGAAACUUACACUUACAAAUAAUCGUGGAUAUAUUCUAUUUUACAACCUAUCUUAAAAGCCUUAAAUGCUAGUUAUGUAGUUUUGUAAAAAAAAAAAUGCCUGUUAUAUUUUUAACAACAGUAAUGUAUUCUAACAUUUA